AUGUCCAACCCAUUGGCCCCCGUCAAAGACAUUGACCACCUGGUCCUCACCUGCGCCGACAUGGACGCCACCACGGCCUGGUACGCCAGAUACCUGGGCAUGACGCCCGCCCACUUCAUCUCGGCGGGCGAGCAGCGGACGGCGCUCAAGUUCGGCACCCACAAGAUCAACCUGCACCAGCGCGGCCGCGAGUUCGAGCCCAAGGCCCGCACCGCGCUGCCCGGCACGGCCGACGUAUGCUUCCUGCUCGACGACGGCGUGGCUCUCGAGGCCGUGGCCCAAGGGUUUGCGCGCGAGGGCGUCGAGGUGCUCGAGGGGGGGCGCGUGGUGCCGCGGACGGGGGCCCGGGGUAGGCUCCGGAGUGUGUAUGUGAGGGAUCCGGAUGGGAAUCUUGUCGAGUGA
Molecule: messenger RNA, 402 nt
Organism: Hirsutella rhossiliensis
Lineage: Eukaryota; Fungi; Ascomycota; Sordariomycetes; Hypocreales; Ophiocordycipitaceae
Product: glyoxalase/Bleomycin resistance protein/Dioxygenase superfamily domain-containing protein
Exons: 1
Coding region: 1-402 (133 amino acids)
Source: RefSeq, a predicted model, not a curated record